Aphidius gifuensis is the source of this 1650-nucleotide messenger RNA. RefSeq names its product odorant receptor Or2-like. The transcript has 5 exons. Gene Ontology annotation, molecular function: olfactory receptor activity; odorant binding. The record is from RefSeq and is a predicted model, not a curated record. Gene Ontology annotation, cellular component: plasma membrane. Gene Ontology annotation, biological process: detection of chemical stimulus involved in sensory perception of smell; sensory perception of smell. Bases 433 to 1650 code for a protein of 405 amino acids. Lineage: Eukaryota; Metazoa; Arthropoda; Insecta; Hymenoptera; Braconidae.
UACAAGAUAAUUAUUUUCCCAGAAAUAUUUUUCUAUAUUGAUAUUUUUUAAAUAAUUUUUCUGUCUUCAGUAAAUAUAUAUUUUCACCCUUUUUAAACUCUAUAUGGAUACCAGUCAGCGCAUAAUAAAUUAACUGAUAAUAGCGGAUGAGAAUUUUUCCAGGUGUAUUUAAUUUUGUCAUUUUUGCAACUACUGCAUACCCAAGAAAUAUUUUCCGUGUACUAUUAUUUUUUAAAUAAUUAAUGUCAAUGACAUUAUCAAGCAUUAUUUUCAUAUCUCAAUUCUCGUGGGUGUUUUUUUUUUUUUAACUCACGUAAUAGUAAAUGUCGUACAUUCAUACAGUAACAUACUCUCUUGAAAAAUAAUACUCGAGCUAACACAGUGAGUUGUAAAAUAAAGAAAUAAAAAUUCAAUACAUCAACAAUAUUGUAUAUGAAAAAUAAUCAAGUACAAUAUAAAAAAAAUAAUAAUUAUUUAUCGAAAAUGGCAAAAUCAAAAAUACCGUUUGAAUACCGAGCACUAGUAACAACAGUUGAAUUUUUAUUAAAAUGUGUUGCAAUUUGGCCAUUAAGUGACGACAAUUUUUAUUCACGAUUUGGACCAUAUUUAUAUAUGUUUACACUUAUUUUUACAAUGUUUGGAAUUUUUUAUUCUAUGAUGUGUAGCUCUGGAAAUAUUGGUUUUUUAAUAAAAACUUGUUUUUGGCUAACAGGUGAUGCCAGUGUUUUAUUCAAGAUAAUGACUAUUCAUUUUAAUCGUAAAGAAUUAAAAAAACUGUAUGAGAUACUAGAAACUAAACAUUACGUUAAAUUGCUGAAAAAUUCAAAUUUUAAAGAAACAAUUUUGAAAGGAAUGUAUUGUAAUAUAUUGCAUGUACUUACAAUAUUAUAUAGUCUAAAUUUGUUAUCUUUUUCAAUGCCAUUGUUUGAUAUUAUACGUCAAUUUAUUAGUGGUGUUCAUCCAAUACAAUACCAAUAUUAUUUUCCACUAAAUUAUCCUUGGUAUCCAAUAUCACCAUAUGGAUUCAUGUAUAAUAUACAUUUUUUAAUUGUAUCAACAUCAUCUCUAACAUUAUCAUUUGCAUCAUCUACUUGUGAUGCAUUAUUUUUUUUAUAUAUCAUUAAAAUAAUUGGACAUUUACGACAACUAACUUAUGACAUGAAAAAUUUUAAUAAUAAUGAUGAUGAUUAUCAUGUUUUUACUCGUAAAGUUGUCAUAGAACAUGUUAAUUUAAUAUUUUAUUGUCAUAAACUUGAAAAAAUAUUUGGACCUCUUAUAUUGUGGUUUACGAUAACAAAUGCUGUUAUGCUUGUUGCUGCCACAUAUAUGAUAACACAAUUGAGUCACUUGUUAUCAUUUGGUAAUACAAUACAACUUUUUGCAUAUGUUUUAGUUAAAUUGUUACAAGCAUAUAUAUAUGGAUAUUUUGGAUCAUGUUUACAAAAAGAAAGCGAAAAUUAUAGUUUAUCAAUAUAUUUUUCAAAUUGGCUUAGAAAUAAAAAAUUUAUGUCAUCAAUUGUGAUAAUGAUAUCACAAAAACCAUUGAUUUUUAAUAUUUGCAGUUUUUCAGUUUUAUCUGUUGAAUUAUUUUUUGCAACUCUUAAUACAACAAUAUCAUAUUAUUUUUUAUUGAAAACUCUUGAUAAUUGA